CUCAUAAGGUAUACAAUUUCAAGAGUGUACAGACGCAGACGCCACUAAAACUUCUUCAUCUAAGAAAUUAGGCGUGCUCCUUUCGGAAGAAUUUAACUUAAGAUGAGGCCUCUUUUUGGCAAUAUUGGUGGUGAUUCUUCAUCUUCGAAGAAUCUUGUUGAAUUCAGAGCGGGAAAAAUGCAUUUAAGAGGGACUACUGUGACUGCAGACAAAAGGAAAGGCCAGUUGUACAUUCACCAAAGUGAUGAUUCAUUGAUGCAUUUUUGUUGGAAAGAUAGAACGACCGGAAUUGUCGAGGAUGACCUCAUCAUUUUUCCUGAUGAUGCUGAAUACAAGAAGGUACCUCAGUGUACAACAGGAAGAGCAUUUGUACUUAGAUUUAAACUCUCAAGGAGGAAGUUCUUUUUUUGGAUGCAAGAACCAAAAGAUGAUAAGGAUGAGGAUUUCUGUAAGAAGAUCAAUGAUUUGCUAAACAACCCACCAGCUCCAGGGAGCACAGGGACAGCCAGUGGCUUGCCCCCAGGACUUUCUUCGUUGGGAGACCAGCUUGGGGAUUCAGGUCUUCAAUCGCUGCUAAGCAGCAUGGACCAAAACCAAAUAAUGCAGCUGCUGAAUGGGACCGGGCUCGGAGAGUCGACAUUAAGGCCUACAACUGCAGCAAGCAACACUGGCACCUCGAGACCGGAAACUCAAGCUUCAACAACCUCUGCAGCAUCUAAGGAGUCCUCUUCAAAGCCUACAUCAAAACCACAAUCAUCUGCCGCAGCUGUACCAAAAUCCGCCAGUCCUGCAGUGCAGUUGAGUGAUUUGCAAAGUAUAUUGGCAAAUAUGAAUUCUCAACAGGAAAGUCAGGAUCCAGUUGAUUUAUCCAUGUCAAUAAACACCGAGUCGUUAGCUCCACUGCUUGCGGAUUCCGAUGUAAGAAAACGCCUCUCGGAGUUCUUACCGGAAGUUGGUGAACUUACAAACUCAGAAAACGAAAUCAAGGAAACAAUCCAGUCCCCCCAGUUUCGACAGGCCCUUUCUUCGUUCAGUGCUGCUUUGCAGUCAGGCCAACUAGCACCGUUAAUUCAACAGUUUGGUUUGGGUCCAGAGGCAACGCAGGCUGCUACGACUGGCGAUAUCAUGGCAUUCGUCAAGGCACUGCAGAACCUAGAUGACAAAAAAUCGAGCGAAUCACAGGAAGACCAUGAUAUGGCCAAAGUUGACUAGAGCAGGUUGGCCUUAAAAACUUUGAAGUAUUUUUCGAACAGUUUCCUCUUAAGUUUCCAUGUUUGUUCAAUUCUUAAAUUGAUUUAUUAACGAGCUACGCAAAA
This is a messenger RNA of Rhopilema esculentum, 1316 nucleotides long. RefSeq names its product proteasomal ubiquitin receptor ADRM1. The record is from RefSeq and is a predicted model, not a curated record. NCBI's taxonomy places the organism in Eukaryota, Metazoa, Cnidaria, Scyphozoa, Rhizostomeae, Rhizostomatidae. Gene Ontology annotation, cellular component: proteasome regulatory particle, lid subcomplex; cytoplasm; nucleus. Gene Ontology annotation, molecular function: endopeptidase activator activity; proteasome binding.